AUGGCAGCUUCUCAAUCCCAAUUAGUUUCUCUUCUUCAAAAUACGCUUGGUACACUAAUAGGGAAGCAAUCAAUGUAUAUUGAAAGCUUAUCUGAGCCUGUUAAGAAACGAAUAAAAGCUUUGAAAUAUUAUCAACAAGAACACGCGAAAUUAGAAGCAAAAGCUCAACAAGAGAUUUUGGCUAUCGAGAAAAAAUAUUCGGAACUAUAUAAACCUUUAUAUGAAAUUCGUUCAAAAAUUAUACGUGGAGAAUCUGAAAAAGAAACUAAAGAAAAAGACACUGAAGAAGAGGACGCUGAACAUAAGGAUACUGAAGAAAAAGAUACUGAAGAAAAGAAUACUAAAGAAAUGGAUAUUGAAACAGAUACUCAAGAAAAAGGAGCUGAAAAGGACAAAGAAGCUUGUAAUCCUGUUAAAGGAAUUCCUGAAUUUUGGCUUACAGCCAUGAAAAAUGUAGAAAAUAUUGAUAGUUUGAUCACUGAACGUGAUCAAGAGGCAUUAAAAUAUUUGGUUGAUAUCAGAAUGUCACAUCUUGAAGAAAAACCAGGUUUUAAAUUAGAAUUUGAAUUUGAUGAAAAGAAUCCAUACUUUACAAACAAAAUUUUAUCAAAAACUUACUAUUAUCAAGAAAAACUUGGAUAUGGUGGUGAUUAUGUUUAUGAUCAUGCUGAGGGUGAAGCAAUUGGUUGGAUAUCAGGGAAAAAUCUUACUGUAGAAACAGGAACAAAAAAACAAAAAAAUAAAAAUACAAACAAAUCUCGUAUAGUGAAAACCACAAUACCAGUAGAAUCAUUCUUUAAAUUUUUCAGUCCACCAAAAAUUGAUUAUCAUCUUGGCGAAGAAUUAAAAGAUAAACUUAUUCCUCAUGCUGUUGAUUGGUAUACUGGCAGUUGGAAAGAAUGGGAAAAAUUACCUGAAUGUAAACAACAAUAA
Messenger RNA from Entrophospora candida, 933 nucleotides. Lineage: Eukaryota; Fungi; Glomeromycota; Glomeromycetes; Entrophosporales; Entrophosporaceae. The record is from the annotation of a GenBank genome assembly.